This is a messenger RNA of Panthera uncia (snow leopard), 2368 nucleotides long. It is a transcript of the gene USP14, whose product is annotated as ubiquitin specific peptidase 14. Gene Ontology annotation, biological process: proteasome-mediated ubiquitin-dependent protein catabolic process; protein deubiquitination; regulation of proteasomal protein catabolic process. Gene Ontology annotation, molecular function: cysteine-type deubiquitinase activity; proteasome binding; protein binding. The transcript is spliced from 16 exons. The record is from RefSeq and is a predicted model, not a curated record. NCBI's taxonomy places the organism in Eukaryota, Metazoa, Chordata, Mammalia, Carnivora, Felidae. Bases 123 to 1607 code for a protein of 494 amino acids.
UGCUGCCGCCACUACCGCGCCUCCGCCUUGGCCGCCGCCACAGCUUCAUCGCGUCCCUUUCCCUUCGACGCCCUUGCCAGGCCCAGCCUUCCUGCGCCGCCGCCGCCGCCCUUUGUGCCGCCAUGCCGCUUUAUUCAGUUACUGUGAAAUGGGGAAAGGAGAAGUUUGAAGGUGUAGAAUUGAACACUGAUGAACCUCCAAUGGUGUUCAAGGCUCAGCUUUUUGCACUGACUGGAGUCCAGCCGGCCAGACAGAAAGUUAUGGUAAAAGGAGGAACGUUGAAGGAUGAUGAUUGGGGAAACAUCAAAAUAAAAAAUGGAAUGACUCUACUAAUGAUGGGGUCAGCAGAUGCUCUUCCUGAGGAGCCCUCAGCUAAGACUGUCUUUGUAGAAGACAUGACCGAAGAACAGUUAGCAUCUGCGAUGGAAUUACCAUGUGGAUUGACAAACCUUGGUAACACUUGUUACAUGAAUGCCACAGUUCAGUGUAUUCGUUCCGUGCCUGAACUCAAAGAUGCCCUUAAAAGGUAUGCAGGUGCCUUGAGAGCUUCAGGGGAAAUGGCUUCAGCACAGUACAUUACUGCAGCCCUUAGAGAUUUGUUUGAUUCCAUGGAUAAAACGUCUUCUAGUAUUCCACCUAUUAUCCUACUGCAGUUUUUACACAUGGCUUUCCCACAGUUUGCGGAGAAGGGUGAACAAGGACAGUAUCUUCAACAGGAUGCUAAUGAAUGUUGGAUACAAAUGAUGCGAGUAUUGCAACAGAAAUUGGAAGCUAUAGAAGAUGAUUCUGUUAAAGAGACAGAUUCUUCAUCUGCAUCAGCAGUGACACCUUCUAAAAAGAAAAGCUUAAUUGAUCAGUUCUUCGGAGUUGAGUUUGAAACUACCAUGAAAUGUACAGAAUCUGAAGAAGAAGAAGUCACUAAAGGGAAGGAAAAUCAGCUUCAGCUUAGCUGUUUUAUCAAUCAAGAAGUCAAGUAUCUUUUUACAGGACUUAAAUUGCGACUUCAGGAAGAAAUCACCAAACAGUCUCCGACAUUGCAAAGAAAUGCUUUAUACAUCAAAUCUUCCAAGAUCAGCCGACUACCUGCUUACUUGACUAUUCAGAUGGUUCGAUUUUUUUAUAAAGAGAAGGAAUCUGUGAAUGCUAAAGUUCUUAAGGAUGUUAAAUUUCCUCUUAUGUUGGACGUGUACGAACUAUGUACACCAGAACUUCAGGAGAAAAUGGUCUCUUUUCGAUCAAAAUUCAAGGAUCUAGAAGAUAAAAAAGUGAAUCAGCAGCCAAAGACAAGUGACAAAAAGAGUAGUCCCCAGAAAGAAGUUAAAUAUGAACCUUUUUCUUUUGCUGAUGAUAUUGGCUCCAAUAAUUGUGGAUACUAUGAUUUGCAAGCAGUGUUAACACAUCAGGGAAGGUCUAGCUCUUCAGGCCAUUAUGUAUCAUGGGUAAAAAGGAAACAAGAUGAGUGGAUUAAGUUUGAUGAUGAUAAGGUCAGCAUCGUGACACCGGAGGAUAUCUUGCGGCUUUCUGGUGGUGGAGACUGGCAUAUAGCAUAUGUAUUACUGUAUGGGCCUCGCAGAGUUGAAAUAAUGGAAGAGGAAAGUGAACAGUAAUUUUAGCUAUUUAUGUUUAGGUGUGAAAUAAAUGUUAUUUGUUGAUCAUUUCUAUAAUCCAGAGCUUUAGCAGAAGCUAUUUAGGUGGUUUUAUGUGUAUCCCCUCGUGUGGAACAAAAGAGGGUGGAAGCAGACCACUCUGUGGAUCAACCUAAAAAAAAUUACAGAAUAAAGAAAAUUGCCUUUGGACUGUGCUCCCCUGUAUAAAGGUUGCAGGAAGAUAUUUUUUAAAAGCUUAUUUCUUGCAUUAAUUUUUAAAAAUUCUCAUCUGAAAAUGCCUUUCAACCAUUACCUUCUGUGAUAAAUUUUUUCUCCCUUUUUCAGCCCAGGAUUCAGCAAUCAGAUGUUUAUUGCACACCUACUCUUUGUUGUUGUUCUUGCAUGGUUCAAACCACCGGUGAUUCAUAGCUGCCCAUCCUUUGCCUUAUCUAACAAAAAUUUUACCAGGAAGGUAGAAAGGAAGUAAGUGUUUUUCUCAUUGUGUUACUCAGUGCUGCUGCCCACAUCCCAUGGAAACAUGGGUACAAUCAAGUAUUUGUCCAGCCUGACUGUUGCUGGCUUUUCAUGACUUUAAAAUAAAUUGUGAUCAGUAAUAGUACAUUUGAUUAUACAUUUAUUACUGUGUCUCUCUGUACUAUUUGUAUAUUUAACUUUGCAAUGGUUUUGUAGUCAUCAACCUUUAAAAAAAAAAAAGUUGACAAGCUGUGGUUGCUUAUUUUUAGAAAAUGAGGAUAUUUAAUAAAAAAAAAAAAAAAGGAGGG